Molecule: messenger RNA, 1737 nt
Organism: Eupeodes corollae
Lineage: Eukaryota; Metazoa; Arthropoda; Insecta; Diptera; Syrphidae
Exons: 1
Coding region: 1-1737 (578 amino acids)
Source: RefSeq, a predicted model, not a curated record
AUGUCUACGAACAAAUUAUUACUCAUAUCCUUGAUAAUUCUUCUAACUUCCUCAAUGAUUGACAGCAACAACAUUUACUUUGAAAUGAGUGAAAAUCUUGAAAGAAUACACGCUAAAAGUUUUUCGGCAACAGUGAUUUUCGUUGAAAUUAAAAAUGAUUUUCUGUGUUUUUUCAUGAAAAAACGGUCUGAUAUUUUAGUGGUAAAUUUCCAGAACUCAUCAUCAUUAAAUGACAUCAAUGAAAACCUCUCUGAAUUAAAUAUCAUGCUUGUUGUCAAUGAUACUUGUAAAUGCAAAGCUAAGCUUAAAAAUCUAAUAGCAAAAAUUCAAACUCGGCAAUUUGUGAUUAUAUUUGGAGCAAGCGUUGGAAAACUUAAGCAUUCCUUCAAGUUUUUUAUGGAAGAGAAAUUCACAAGGAUUUUUGGUUCAACUGGGAUGAAAUUGUAUGCCUUUUAUCCAUACCCCGUCGCUAACACACCAAAUUCAAUUCGAGAAGUCCUUCCAACACAACCAAUUCCACAUGCACUGAGAAACCUAAAUGGUUUCAUAUUUCGAAGUGCAAUUUAUACGGAUAUUCCUAGAAUAUUUAAAUAUACCGACGAACAUGGCCAUAAGAAAAUUGGAGGAUAUGCAAUAAAACUAUUCAAAUGCUUCUUACAACAGCACAACGCCACUUUCGCCGAAGUUAAUAUUGAACAUUUGGAAUCAAGUUUCAUGCCUGCAGUUACUCAAGCAACAUUAAGCAACGAUAUCGAUAUAAGCCUUAAUCCCUACAGCCGGAUCGAAAGUCUUGGAAUGUGUUAUCCCUUUGGUUUGCUAAGGUUGGUAAUUUUGGCACCAAUAAAUAAUCAUAUAGAUUCGAAUGAGUACUUUUUGAGACCAUUUUCUCCAACCGUUUGGCUGUUUUUUGGUGUUACCUUUAACUUCCUAGUUGCAGUGAAUGUCCUGAGAAAUGUUUGCCGUGGUAGACCUGCGGAUAUUUGGCAAUGUCUUAGCCAGAUAUAUUUGCCAUUGCUAAACCAUUCAACAGAGAGACCAUUGGAUCACGGUGGCCAUCGAAUUCAAGCCCAGAUUCAGUUAUUUGCAUUUGUCAUUGUAAACGUCUAUUUGGUGUAUUUGACGUCGUUUUUGACAGUUUUCAUUGAGAUCAAGCAGUUUCGGACGAUUAAGGAUUUGAUUGAAAACGAGUGUCCUGUUUUAUUUGUUAACUACGAUUGGCAAAGAUUUGCAAAUGCAGAAAAACAAACAGUGAAUUUUGCAGCUAUCGUAAAAACUAUUAAUUAUGGAAUUUUCGCUAAGGCAGCAUAUUCACCAACUUCGAUGACCAACAAUUAUUAUGCAAUAGCUAUUGCAUCAGAUAAAGCUAAGUUUCUAGUAAAAUUCCAUAAAUCAAGGCGUAUAGUUGAAGAGUUUUUGAAUGAUUAUUAUCAUCUGGGUUUUCAUGUAGUCCAACAUUCUCCAUUUUUGGAUAUUUUAGAUGACUUCAUCAUUAAGCUUAUGGAAACAGGCUUACUAAGCAAAUGGAAAAGUGAUGUUUUUUCCGAGGUGAAGAAAUAUAAUUUGAUUAAUAAAACAGGUGAAAAAUUAAAUGAGAAUAAUCCACCGCUUCCUUUGACAUUGUAUCAUUUAAAGUUUGCUUGGAUAUGUUUGGCCAGUGGCUUGAUAUUCGCUGUGUUGGUCUUCAUUUGUGAGAAUGCGGGAUUAGUAGUUCGACGGUUUUUGAUAUUAUUAAAUUAA